UUUGCCCUCACGCUCACUCUCUAUAUGGACACUUGCAAGGCCCCUCAGUCUCUCCUAAUUCUCCAUUCGAGUCUUGCAGCGUUCCACUGAGAAGCUCAACAGGUUCCUCCCAUGGCUUUCCUUGUCCCUCAAAAGCCUCCCUCCUCCUCCUCCUCCUCGCCUUCGCCUUCUUUUGGUGACGAGAACCAGGGUGGAAACCCCGUCACCAGUUGCCUCUACCUCAAGCCGGACGCAGAGCGGCGGUCUCUCGACCGGGCGGUCGUACUCCGACGGAUCCGCUACCGGAAGCGCGUCAACCAGUUCCGGGCUGCUCUCGUGUCCUUCCUCAAGCCGAAGAUUGCCGUGGAGAAGGAUGGAGAUCCCGAUGCAUGGCUCCAUGAUGCCUUCUCCUCCCCUUGAUGAUCCCACGUCUGCUCGCCGGUGAGAGUAGCUCGAGAGGAGAAGCAGCCGCCUUUGUCGUGUACAUGAGUUUGUCCGCCGUGGAAACAAUGAGAUCGAUAGCUGUGCUACUUAUUUCUCAUACCCACUCCAUGCCAUGCCCUAUCGCGUUCAGAUUAAUCUGCCAUGCAAUUCUACAGAUGCAUCACAAAUUAUCAUGUCGCUUCUCGGUCCAACACUAAUAAAAGAAUUCGUCGAGAUCUACAAUGCAUCGAUCGGUAUUUGGUAUAUGUGAUCUCAGAUGUAAAUGUGGAUAAGCUCUCACGGUUUGUUUAUUGCUAAUAUGUUUGAGAGA
Musa acuminata subsp. malaccensis (wild Malaysian banana) is the source of this 733-nucleotide messenger RNA. The record is from RefSeq and is a predicted model, not a curated record. Lineage: Eukaryota; Viridiplantae; Streptophyta; Magnoliopsida; Zingiberales; Musaceae.